Messenger RNA from Triticum urartu, 1329 nucleotides. NCBI's taxonomy places the organism in Eukaryota, Viridiplantae, Streptophyta, Magnoliopsida, Poales, Poaceae. The record is from RefSeq and is a predicted model, not a curated record.
AUGUCACACAAGCCUGCAUCAGCCCUCAAGACCAUUCCACUCGUCUGGCCCUUUGCUGUCUGGGGACUGGACAUGGUUGGUCCACUGAGAACAGGCAGGAGCGGUUUCACUCAUGUGCUUGUGGCAGUCGACAAAUUUACCAAAUGGAUUGAAGCUAAGCCCAUCAAGAAUCUCGAUGCUUGCACUGCUAUCAGUUUCGUCAGAGGGCUAACAUUCAGAUAUGGGGUCCCGCAUAGCAUCAUCACUAACAAUGGGUCAAACUUCGAUUCAGACGAGUUCAGAGCUUUUUGCGCCUCUCAAGGCACACGAGUCGACUACGCGUCGGUCGUGCAUCCCCAGUCGAAUGGACAAGCUGAAAGAGCAAAUGGUCUGAUUCUCAAAGGACUGAAGCCUCGACUGAUGCGUGAUCUCAAGCACGCAGCAGGCGCUUGGGUCGAUGAGCUUCCGUCAGUUUUGUGGGGACUGAGGACCACCCCGAACCGGUCGACUGGAAGAACGCCGCUCUUUCUGGUUUACGGAGCCGAAGCCGUCCUGCCGAGUGAUCUACUUCACAACGCCCCCACAGUCGAGCUUUAUAACAAAGACGAAGCAGAGCAAGCCCGGCAAGACGCAGUCGACCUCCUAGAGGAGGAGAGGGAAAUGGCUAUGAUCAGGUCGACCAUCUAUCAGCAAGACUUGCGUCGAUUCCAUGCCAAAAAUGUGAAGAGUCGAGCCUUCCAAGAAGGAGAUUUGGUCCUCCGAGUGGAUCAACAGAAACCACACAAACUUCCCCGGCCGCCAGAGCCUCCAGACGGCGGGGUCUCGCCACCACUGCCUGACGGAGGGGAGGCAGGUGGCGGCAGAGGUGGCAGCUCCGGAUCGUCCUCUUCAUCCACAACCGGCUGGGCGAGCUUGAAGAUGUUGAUGGUGUACCAGAGAGAUGCCGUGCGAGUCGCACGCACCGCACCGCCAUGCAGCCUAUGUGGCUCCUCAAUGAAGAUCCGCCGCCGCUCAGGGAUACGCUCUGGCUUGUCGGUACGCAGCCAAACCUUGAAACAUGACAUGUCCCACCGUGAGGCCGUGCUCUCCGCCAGGCCGACGACCAUCCCCAAUCCACGAAGCACGCAAUCCACAGUCCUCCUCGUCCAGGCGUGGGCUAGCACACCCACCAGGGCCAACGGCACGAGGAACGGGAGCGUAACCCCGGUCGCCUGGGCCUACCGGAGCCAGGGGCGCAGCGACAAGGAGAAGCUGAAGACCUUCGGUGAAGGACCACCAUGCCGAACCAUCCUGUCACGGGUGCUCUACCUCUUGCAAAGGACAAGGAAGUCCUCCAGAUGGAAAGCAUGA